Messenger RNA from Ruditapes philippinarum (Manila clam), 1413 nucleotides. RefSeq lists its product as uncharacterized. The transcript is spliced from 2 exons. The record is from RefSeq and is a predicted model, not a curated record. Lineage: Eukaryota; Metazoa; Mollusca; Bivalvia; Venerida; Veneridae. Bases 339 to 794 code for a protein of 151 amino acids.
AGGGGUAAAAGUUUUCCGUCUCACGACGGAAUUCCGUAUUUUCGGCGAUCUCCGAGGUCGUUUUUCUGAAUGACGUAAAUCCGAUGAGAAAUCGGGUAGGGUGUGUGUGCAUGCCUCAUUAAUUAGCGAGUGCACAUUGCUUGAUACAUUAUUUUGAAUAGAUUUGUCCAUCUCAGACCCGUUUGCACAAAUUUUCUACAAGUGGGAAAUACUAUUACAAUACGGAGAUUGCCGAUGAAAAAUUGAGCUAGUUUAUACAAGAUCAGAUUUGAUUGGUCGUCGUUAUUUUCACCAGCCAAUGAAAUCGUUUGUUGCAUAGUCAUUUGAUUUCAAAAUACAUGUACAAAAAUUGUCAGUGUUUUACAAAAACAACAACAAUGAAGUGUUUACCGCCUGGUUUUAAUACUAACGAUCUGGAAAAAGGUGCAAAAAACAAAUGGAGGUGGGAGUGGUUAGCGGAAAAGGACUCUAAAGGUGAAAAAUGGGAUGCUUGGUUGAAGAAACCAAAUGCAAUGGGCAUUGCCUUUUGUGAAGCCUGUUCCAAAACGAUCAACUACAAAUCGAACGGAAAAAAGGUGCUUCGUAAUCACGCUGAAGAUGAGGACCACAAAAAGAAUCUUAGGACAGUAAAAACAAACCAAGUACUGCCAGGCUCAUCAAAAGCUGUGGACAAAAAGAUUGAAAGCAUGCAAGACCGUAUUGCCAAACAAAGAGCAAUCACAACUGCCUUUCUGAGUGAACAUUGUCUGCCAUUUUCCAUAGUGGGCGAUCUCUUAGAUCUUGCCAAACGUUAAGCUGAAGACAAGCCUGCUCUUGAAAAAACUACUCUUUCUCCAACCAGUGCAAUGUACAUAACAACACAUGGUGUAGCCAAAUCUUUUAAGGAUGAAGUGAGGUCAAAAGUGAAAGAUAAGUUUAUAUCUUUGAAUAUGGAUGAGGCAACUAACAAAAACAAUGACAAAGUACUGAAUAUAAUCAUUCAGUACUUUGAUGAUGAAACAAAUCAAGUAGUAUUGGAUCAUUUAGGAUCGAGAAUUCAGAAUGUUUCCACAUCUGAAGAAAUUGUCAAGUCAGUUGAGAGUGUGCUGCAGGAGUAUGAUAUUAAAUGGUCACAGAUCAUAAGUAUUUAAAUGGAUAACUGCAGCACAAUGAGGGGUGUGAAAGGAGGUGUUGAAGCACUGAUCAGAAAGAAAAAAUAGCUGUCUGUUGGACAUCAGUAGGGGACACAGUACACAUGAUAAGUAAUGUGGCAAAAUCUCUCAUGAAAAAUCUAAGAUAUGAAAUAGAAAAUAGUAAAAAGAAUGAACAUAAUCCAUUUAUGUGGAUUGUAUAUGUAUUGCUCAGUGAAUUUGUGUAAAUUUUAACAUAUCAUUUUAAUUACAUCUGAAGAUAAAUAAAGCACUUGAGUAUGUA